CAAGCGGCAGCCGGUGGGGUUUCGGUCGCCCUGUAUCCGUUCACCACCUCACUACAACAGCGUGCGUCGUCGCCGGCGGUGCCAGUGCGUUCUUGAUUACGAAUUUACGUACGAAAAAAUCGUCACGUUUCUUGCAAUCGAAAACAAUCAAAAUCGGAUUCUUAAUUGGUACAUUCUGGAAUCAAGAUGUUCAGAAAAAACUAAAGUCACAUUUACUUUAUAAUAGAAAUAACUUCGUCUUCAGCUAUGUCGAAUGUGGGUGGCGUCGACAACAACAUGAAUAAAACCGACGUAAACGAUCAAAAGAUCAAGCAAUCCGUAGACGUCGAAAAAGGUCGGAUAGAAUAUUUAGCAUCUAGUGUGCCGUGGAGUAAAGUCAUGGUUAUAGUCGUGGCUAUUUGCGUUUUGUUAGCGGCGUGCGCUACAACUUGGGUAUUCCAAGACUGGCAGACGAGUCUUCAAGUCUUCGCUAUCAUUUUUGUAGUUUAUGUCAUUUUAUUUUAUUGGAGAUGGCUUUGGGUGGCACUCAGGACAGCAAAGAGAGAUUUCUCGGCGUUAUAUUGCUAUUUAAAAAUUUUAUCAUUGACGAGAUCGUUUUCGAAGAAGAAUUUCUCAAUGCCUGAAAUAUUUCAUAACGUGGUGUUGCGACAUCCUGAUAAAGCAUGCUUCCUCUACGAAGACGAGACAUGGACUUUUAAACAGAUUGAAGAUUUUAGUUUGAGGGUGUCAGCAGCAUUGAAGAGUAAGGGUGUGAAGCGCGGGGACACGGUAGCUGUGAUGGCGGGUAACUACCCCGAGAUGCCGGCGCUGUGGCUGGGCGCUACGCGGCUGGGGGCGGUCGCGCCACUCAUCAACACCAACCAGACUGGCAACACUCUCCUCCACUCCAUCAAUGUUGCCAAAUGCAACCUUGUUAUUUACUGUAGCGAGUUCGACGACGCGUUCCAGGAAAUACAGAAAGAGUUGGACUCCUCUAUAAAGUUGUUAAAGUUCACUCGGCGUCCAUUGAACGUAUCAUCCGAUGCAGUGAAAGUUGUUGAAGAUUCAAACGAUUUCACGGGACUUCUGGAGAACACCUCGCCAGCUGCCUGGACUCCCUCUGACAGCGAUGGUUUUAAUGGAAAGUUGCUGUAUAUUUACACUUCUGGAACUACGGGACUUCCUAAAGCCGCUGUUAUAUCACCAUCUAGAAUGGUGUUCAUGGCUUCUGGAGUUCAUUACCUCGGCGGUUUGUCUCCAAAAGACGUGAUCUACUGCCCGAUGCCGCUGUACCACUCGGCCGGCGGCUGCAUCACUGUGGGCCAGGCGUUCAUCUUCGGCUGCACAGUCGCUCUAAGGAACAAGUUUUCAGCCUCGGCGUAUUUCCCUGAUUGCAUCAAAUUUAAUGCUACCGCUGCACACUACAUCGGUGAAAUGUGCCGCUACAUACUGGCAACUCCUGCAAAACCUACCGACAAACAGCACAAAGUACGCACGGUUUACGGCAAUGGGAUGAGGCCUACUGUGUGGACCGACUUCGUUAACAGAUUUAACAUCAAAAAGGUGGUUGAGUUUUACGGAGCUACAGAAGGAAACGCUAACAUUGUAAAUAUCGACAAUAAAACCGGAGCCAUUGGUUUCAUAUCCAGAAUAAUCCCCGCGGUGUAUCCUAUAGCUAUUAUCAAAGUGGACGAGCACACAGGCGAACCUAUAAGAAAUUCACGUGGUCUCUGUCAGUUGGCAAAAGCAAAUGAACCAGGAGUAUUUAUUGGUAAAAUAAACCCGAGCAAUCCUUCGAGAGCUUUCCUCGGAUACGUCGAUAAACAGGCUUCUGAAAAGAAAAUUGUCAGAGAUGUAUUUAAACAUGGCGACUCGGCAUUUAUAUCUGGAGAUAUCCUUACAGCGGACGAGCUGGGCUACCUGUACUUCCGCGACCGCACGGGGGACACGUUCCGUUGGCGCGGAGAGAACGUCAGCACCACCGAGGUGGAAGCCGCCAUCUCCAGGGUCGCUGAUCAAAGAGACGCUGUUGUUUACGGCGUAGAGAUUCCUAACACGGAAGGGCGAGCGGGAAUGUGCGGUAUAGUUGACGCGGACGGCAGCUUGGACUUCGAGAGAUUGGUCAAAGACAUGGCGAGGGAUCUGCCAAAAUAUGCCCGACCAGUCUUUCUUCGUGUUAUGGGCAGCCUCGAUAUGACAGGUACAUUUAAACUAAAGAAAGUGGAUUUACAAAAGGAAGGUUACGAUCCAACUAUAAUAAAGGACAAGAUCUACUACUUGGACCCAAAAUCAGAAAAGUACAUUAGUUUAGGUCCUGAGGAAUAUGAAAAAAUUAAGACAGGACAAAUAAGACUGUGAUUUUAAUUAAGAACUAGCAAUUGUUUUUAUAUUAAUUAUUUAUGUAAUUUUAAGAGAAUUAGUUGAACAUUAGUUUGGUGGAUGUUUGCUUUCGAGUGUCGAUAGUUACUACUACAAACCAGCCUACUGGCCUGGCUAGCAUUGCUGUCACGGUUGUAGUUCCAUUUUUGGCAAUGAUACGAAUAUUGCGCUGCUUGUGCUAUAGACAGUCUACCACGCAAGAAACAAAACAAAAUAUUUUUUUGUAAAACUGUUUGUACCGUUUAGAUAUUUUUUACAUGUAUGUGUAAUGUUAAUUAAGACACUUUUUUAUGAAUUUGUUGGGUCAAAUCAAUUUCCUACUGUAGACAAGCCAAUAAAAUGUAUUUUCAUGACAA
Messenger RNA from Papilio polytes (common Mormon), 2714 nucleotides. Its product is annotated as long-chain fatty acid transport protein 4-like. The record is from RefSeq and is a predicted model, not a curated record. Gene Ontology annotation, biological process: triglyceride homeostasis. The transcript is spliced from 14 exons. Gene Ontology annotation, cellular component: endoplasmic reticulum. Gene Ontology annotation, molecular function: long-chain fatty acid-CoA ligase activity; long-chain fatty acid transmembrane transporter activity. Lineage: Eukaryota; Metazoa; Arthropoda; Insecta; Lepidoptera; Papilionidae. The coding region runs from base 247 to 2337 and encodes 696 amino acids.